Molecule: messenger RNA, 2075 nt
Organism: Eucalyptus grandis
Lineage: Eukaryota; Viridiplantae; Streptophyta; Magnoliopsida; Myrtales; Myrtaceae
Product: probable transcription factor KAN2
Exons: 6
Coding region: 308-1435 (375 amino acids)
Biological process (GO): abaxial cell fate specification; regulation of DNA-templated transcription
Cellular component (GO): nucleus
Molecular function (GO): transcription cis-regulatory region binding
Source: RefSeq, a predicted model, not a curated record
CUCUUUCUCUCUCUAGCCCCUCAAGUGUCAUUUUCUAACAUAUACUUCACACAAGUCAUCCAACCAUUCACUUCGUACCUUGUCAAUUUCUCCUCUCUCUCCCUCUCAAUCGCCCUCAUCUCUAAUCUCUCUGCAACUGCUCUUCAAAUUGAUCAAAACCCCCCAUUUGAACUCCCCACGAGGAAUUGAACUCUCCCAAAAUCUUCAUCGUGUUCCAAUCCAAUAACCAUACUCACGAGUUCGCAUCUUUCUCAUCCUAGAGCACCACAACAGCCGAGAGGAGAGACUCCGGGCACGUUUUGGUCACAUGAGGAUGGAGCUCUUCCCGGCACAGCCUGACUUAUCGCUGCAGAUAAGCCCUCCCAACAGCAAACCCACCUCGGCAUGGAGGAGAUCAACAGAUCAAGAAGAGGCCAACUUGAGCUUCUGGAAGAAGGCCUUGGACUCUAGAAGCUCCCUCUCCUCCAUGUCGAAACCCGACACUCGCCCCGAACUCUCUCCGUCGUCGACCACCCUGUUCACUGGGUCCGGACCCGACACUCAUCCUCUCCUCCAGAAACGAGGCAGCAACAGCCUCGUCCAUCGUUUUCAAGAAAAGAACCACAGAACUGUUUAUCAGCAGCAUCUGCAACAUAAUCCGCUUGGCCAAGAGGUCGAAACGUUGAGACCCAUCAGAGGAAUCCCGCUAUACCAAAACACUUCUUUUCCAUUUUCUCAUCAUCAACAGCAACAGCCUCUUGAAGUUAUUGCCAAUUCUUCACUCUCUUCCCUGGCUAAUAACGCUGCCAUGAGCCGUUCGAGUUCUAAUAGAUUCCACUCUCACGGCUUGAUGCGGUCGAGGCUCGCGUCGAGGUUCCCCGGGCCCAAACGCAGCACAAGGGCUCCUCGGAUGCGGUGGACCACCACGCUUCAUGCCCGGUUCGUCCACGCCGUCGAGCUGUUAGGCGGCCAUGAAAGAGCAACACCAAAGUCGGUUCUUGAGUUAAUGGAUGUGAAAGAUCUCACCUUGGCGCAUGUGAAAUCUCAUUUACAGAUGUAUAGAACCGUGAAGACAACCGAUAAGACAGCUGCUUCUUCAGGACAAUCUGAAGUGCUUGAUAAUGCAUCAUCUGGAGAUACCUCGGAAGAUUUGGUGUUCGAGAUUGGCAACUCAAGAGGGCCUGAGACAUCGAUUCAACAAGGAGAACUCAAUAAUCAAGAAAAGGAUUACUAUGCCCUAAAGUGGAGCAAAUCAGCAAGGGAAGCCUGGAAGCAAGGGAAAUUACCAGAGGAUGAUUUCAUAGGAAAUUGCGCAACAUACGUUGAGGAAGAUCGUAAUGCAAAGUGUCCAAGCAACGAAAGAAUAUCAGAUGUGAACUCACCGAAUCUUUCGGGGACAAGCAAUAACAUGAAGCCCAAUCUGGAGUUCACAUUGGGAAGAUCAUCUUCACAUUGAUUGCUUUUAUUUUAUUUUAUUGUUUUUUCUCUCUCCUGUGCGCUACUCAUUUUGAAAUCAUUAUACCUCUUAAGGGUACUGCUCUGUGUAGAGAACCAGGUGCCGGCUCAGAAAAUCAGAGUGAAAAAGAAAGGAGAGAGAGGGAGAGAGAAAGAGAAGAAAAGUGAAAAGGAGAGAAAGGAAAAGAGAAAAAAAGUGAGGUGAAAAAGAGAGGGAAGGAGACAAACAAUGACAGAAAGCAGAAGAAAAGCAAGAAACGAUGGGGAAAAGCAAGUCCUGCCUUUCUAAUUCAUCUAGUAUGAAACCCUCCUGUGGGAGCAUCCAAAUCAAAGGCAUCAUAUUCCUACGUAGAUAUGAAACCUAAUUGGUUUAGUUUGUCUCCCACUAAGAGAGAGAGAGAGAGAGAGAGAGAGAGAGAGAGAGAUCUAACCAUCAAUAAUGAUGAGCAUAGAAAGAUCCUUUGUGGUAAUUGUAGUAUGUCUUGAUGGACCGUUGUCACACAUGCUUGGAAAAACUUUCCCGGCUAAACUUUUUUACCGUGGAUCAAGCAGUCUAAGCUAUUUGACCCAUGUGGUGCCCACAUUUCUGGUAUCAUUCGAUUCAUAGUGAAAUGAUAUAUUUUCUGUGUUUGUGAAUGAAA